AUGUUCGCUCCCAGAAUCCAGACCCGUGCCUUUUCGGCCUCUGCCCGCCAGCUCUCCAAGGUCGCCGUCCUCGGUGCCGCCGGUGGCAUUGGCCAGCCCCUCUCCCUCCUCCUCAAGCUCAACCCCAGAGUCACCGAGCUUGCUCUCUACGAUAUCCGCGGCGCCCCCGGUGUCGGUGCUGAUCUCUCCCACAUCAACACCAAGAGCACCGUCAAGGGCUACGAGCCCACCGCCUCCGGCCUCGCCGAUGCCCUCAAGGGCUCCGAGAUUGUCCUCAUCCCCGCCGGUGUCCCCCGCAAGCCCGGCAUGACCCGUGACGACCUCUUCAACACCAACGCCUCCAUCGUCCGCGACCUCGCCAAGGCCUGCGCCGAGUCCUGCCCCGAGGCCAACAUCCUCGUCAUCUCCAACCCCGUCAACUCCACCGUCCCCAUCGUCUCCGAGAUCUUCAAGAAGGCCGGCGUCUACAACCCCAAGCGCCUCUUCGGUGUCACCACCCUCGACGUCGUCCGCGCCUCCCGCUUCGUCGCCGAGAUCAAGAACACCGACCCCAAGAACGAGAACAUCACCGUCGUCGGCGGCCACUCCGGUGUCACCAUCGUUCCCCUCUUCUCCCAGAGCAACCACCCCGACCUUUCCUCCAACGACCAGCUCGUCCACCGCGUCCAGUUCGGCGGUGACGAGGUCGUCAAGGCCAAGGACGGUGCCGGUUCCGCCACCCUCUCCAUGGCCAUGGCCGGUGCCCGCAUGGCCGAGUCCCUCCUCCGCGCCGCUCAGGGCGAGAAGGGCGUCACUGAGCCCACCUUUGUCGAGUCUCCCCUCUACAAGGACCAGGGCAUCGACUUCUUCUCCUCCAAGGUCGAGCUCGGCCCCAACGGUGUCGAGAAGAUCCUCCCCGUCGGCCCCGUCGACGAGAUCGAGCAGAAGCUCAUUGAUGCUUGCCUUGUCGACCUCAAGAAGAACAUCCAGAAGGGCAAGGACUUCGUCGCUGCCAACCCUGGCAAAUAA
This is a messenger RNA of Sordaria macrospora k-hell, 1008 nucleotides long. Lineage: Eukaryota; Fungi; Ascomycota; Sordariomycetes; Sordariales; Sordariaceae. The record is from RefSeq and is a predicted model, not a curated record.